AUGCUGUUCUGCAGUCGCAGUGAUGGCUACCGACAAGACUAUGCAAAGGGAGCCCAGUUCUAUCAAAAGGUCUCCCGAGAGUUCAAUUCUAAGUGGAAACACUCUAAGACAACUGGAGAGCUUGUCUCCAUCUAUGUCAUAAAAAACGCCAAAGACCCCAAACUCGAGCUUCGAUUCCAUGGAACACAACGCGCCUGCAAGAUUGGAAGUGGCUCUCUUGAACCCUGCGACAAAGAAGAAUGCUAUCUUUGCAGCAUCCUCAAGAAUGGAUUUUCACUCGAACACGCUAACCCUCGAGCCAUGUUUGGACGAGGAAUCUACUCCAGUGUCGUCUCCUCGAAGGCCAAUAUCUAUGCCAAAAACCAUCACGUCCGCUCCAAAAAGCAUGUCUUGAUUCUCUGUGGGCUUGAUCCUGGCCGGGUUAAGAACAUGAAAGCUGCGGGAACUCCAGGCCGAUGUGACUCAGUAGAAGGGCUUACUAAAGCUAAUGGUGGCCAGCUUGCAUACCAAGAAAGUGUCGUCUACAACACAUCAAGAAUCAAGCCGAUCGGCCUAGUCGUGUAUACGCGAAAGGGGUGGAAACCGCGUUGA
This is a messenger RNA of Penicillium pulvis, 591 nucleotides long. RefSeq lists its product as uncharacterized. Gene Ontology annotation, molecular function: NAD+ poly-ADP-ribosyltransferase activity. The record is from RefSeq and is a predicted model, not a curated record. Bases 1 to 591 code for a protein of 196 amino acids. Lineage: Eukaryota; Fungi; Ascomycota; Eurotiomycetes; Eurotiales; Aspergillaceae. The transcript is spliced from 7 exons.